AUGCAAUCCGUCCUCCAUCCAAUACUCGGCCCCAGGAAGGAAAUCCACGACCUAACCGGUCGCGUCGCGCUGGUUACCGGUGGUGCACUGGGCAUAGGAUAUGAGAUAUCCCGUGCCUUCGCCUUGAAUGGGGCGCGCGUGAUAAUGGUAAACCGCAAAGAAGAACAGGGCGCGGCCGCGAUCGACCGGAUUAAAGAGGAAUCCGACCAAAAGGCACAGAUCGAGUGGGUGGAAUGCGACCUCGGGAACCUCAAUCAGGUGAAGGAUGUUUUUACCGGGAUUUGUAGGAGUGCAGAGAGAUUAGAUCUUCUCAUCCUCUCCGCCGGCAUAAACGCAAACCAAUACGGCGAGACUGUCGACGGAUACGAGCGUAUCUUCCAGGUAAACUGGCUCAGCCAGUUCUACGUCGUGAACCUCCUCUACCCCCUUCUCCGCAAGACAUCCCAGAUGGCAGAUACACCAGCACCACGAAUCGUCUUCGAAGGGUCCGAGGUGCAUCGGGUCACGACACCAAGUACGCAAUUCGCAUCAAGGGAGGAAAUAAAUGAUCCCAGUAAAGACCCGACGCAGUUGUAUGCGCGCACAAAAUUGGCAAUCAUACUUGGCGUCAAGUAUGGGCUUUUGGACCGGGUAAUUCGGCCGAAUGAGGAUCGGGUCUUUGCGCUGGUUGUGCAUCCUGGGGCUGUCAAUACGGAUAUGCAGGAGCAAUGGAAAGAAGCGUAUCCCGGUCUUUUAGGUAAACUGCUAACGACCGCGAUGACGGCCAUCAGUCGCAGUCCGGAACAAGGGUCCUUCAGUGCGUUGUAUGCGGCUACAAGUCCUGAGAUCGAGGAAAAGGGCUGGAAUGGGUACUACUUCACGGACCCAGGGCAGCCGGGCAAGGAGUCGGCCCAAGCAUCGGAUUUGGGGUUGGCUUCAGCGCUAUGGGAUUUGAGUCAUAAGAUGAUUAGAGACAAGGUUGGGGAGAGGGGAAUGGUGGAUUGGGAUGUAAAGGUAUAA
Aspergillus versicolor CBS 583.65 is the source of this 999-nucleotide messenger RNA. Its product is annotated as short chain dehydrogenase/reductase family protein. The transcript is spliced from 4 exons. Lineage: Eukaryota; Fungi; Ascomycota; Eurotiomycetes; Eurotiales; Aspergillaceae. The record is from RefSeq and is a predicted model, not a curated record. The coding region runs from base 1 to 999 and encodes 332 amino acids.